Molecule: messenger RNA, 1388 nt
Organism: Megalopta genalis
Lineage: Eukaryota; Metazoa; Arthropoda; Insecta; Hymenoptera; Halictidae
Product: 3-hydroxyacyl-CoA dehydrogenase type-2
Cellular component (GO): cytoplasm
Molecular function (GO): oxidoreductase activity, acting on the CH-OH group of donors, NAD or NADP as acceptor
Source: RefSeq, a predicted model, not a curated record
UCAUCAUGUGACUGCAGAGCGACGAGCACAAAUUGAUUUCUCCUGAUUCGGACUCGAGCAUCGAAAUUCCCCGUCCGGCGUUGCAUUCGUCCGAUAUGUCUGCUUGAUCGGAACGUUUUCGUCAACGUCGGAUCUAUUACACGAUCGCUGAAAAAUCGUUUCCAACAUGUUAACACGAUACGUAACCUCGUUCGUCUCCAACCUUCUCGUCAGAAGUCCAAGAAUUUUACGGGAAAUCGAGCUCCGCCAGUUUCAUGACACGACGGUGGCGCGGCAGAAGAAAAAGAAGAGCGGCGGUUGGUUUUCGAGGAGUAAAAAGCCGGAAGGGCCGAAAAUAAUCAAGCCUUAUGAUUGCGCUGACUCACCGAAACCGAUUACCGAUCCUCGGUGCAAAGUCGCGGUUGUGGUUGGCGGCGCCGAUGGUUUCGGUUACGCUGCGGCCGAUCAUCUUUUAUGCAGAGGCGCACGAAGUGUCGUGAUAACGGACAAUGAUGUCGACGAAGGCAAUUUCGCGGCGCAGAGGCUCUGCGAAUCUUAUGGAAAAGAUCGAGUACAGUUUAUGGAGUGUCACAUUCAAAGUCCCUGCCAAUUCGAAGCAACAUUGAGUCAGGCGCGUGUCAGAUACAAAGAUAUAAACAUUAUUUUCAACGAUCUCGAUAAAGAUUGGCCUCUGACAUCGAACGAUGCGGGAAAGGAGGAGAACAACACAGCCAAGAUGAUGCGAGUGGAGAUGAAAAUUCUGCGGAAGGAAGGCGGCGGUUCCGGCGGAGUGAUCGUGAACUGCGCGAGCAUUUUUGGGUUCAUGGGGUGGCCCGAGGACCCAUAUCCCAUUUAUUGCAGAAAGGAACCCGUGAUCGAAGUGAUGAAAGACUUCGUGAAAGAUACCGAGAUGGAUCAGACUGGAAUACGUCUGGUAACUCUGUGCCCAUCGACCAAAUACUUCAGCGAAAUAGGGUUGCCAUAUUUCCCGGAAACCAUCCCUAACAAUCGAAUCCCCGGUGUGCCACCUUGCAUACCGACCACGAAACGUCAAAUAGGCCCAGCGUUGAGCUAUGUGCUAGCGUGGGCGCAAAAUGACAGCGUCUGGCUAGUAGAACCAGCGAGCAGCGUCCACGAAAAUCCUCGAUUGAUUCAUUUUCCGGCGAAGGAAGGCGAGAAAAUCGAUCCAACAAUUUACGAGAAAUCGCCUUGCGGUAAGCUCACGCCACCGCCAUGUGUUGAAUUCUCCAAAAUCGAUCGGUCGAAAGCUUGCCCCAAAAUAACAACGAUCUGCAAAAAAUAAGUUUCAUAAAAGAAAUAAAUCUUUCUCAGCGAAAGCUAUGUACGCGUGAGGGUCGAAUGUAUCGUUAUAAAAAUUGAUAUAAAUAAAUUCGGUAUAUUCGAUAAAA